AUGGCAGCUUCAAAGGCUCAUGCACAAGAUACUUUGUGGGUGUGUUUGGAUACGGGGUUAAGAUUGCUUCAUCCGUUUAUGCCUUUUGUUACUGAAGAACUGUGGCAACAACAUCGUUCACUUAAGCAUUGUGAAAGAGAGAAGUCUAUUAUGAUUUCUGAUUACCCUUCGGUUGUUGAGUCAUGGAGAAAUGAAAAGGUGGAAUAUGAGAUGGAGGUGGUUGAGCGAGUUGGCUUUGCAGUUUCUAGAAAGGAACAAACUACAGAGCUUCUGAGACGUCAUGAAAAGGAGGUUUCAACCUUAGCCAACUUAUCAUCAUUCACGGUUCUGACUGAAAAUGAUGCUGCUCCAGCUGGAUGUGCAGUAUCAGUUGUAAACCAAUCACUUUCUGUUUAUCUAAAGCUUCAAGGAGCCAUUGAUGUCAAAAAAGAACGUCAAAAGCUCAAUGCAAAGUUGACUGAACUACAAAAGCAAAAGGAUAGGUUGAACAAGGCGAUGAGGGCUAAAGGGUAUGAAGAGAAGGUUCUAGAACAUAUAAAAGAAGAAAACAUGGCUAAAUUGACAAUGUUAAUGCAACAAUUGUUUUCUUGUGAGGAAGCUACUCAGCACUUUGAACGCGAAGUUGCUUUUAGAGCAGAGAUUUAA
Molecule: messenger RNA, 645 nt
Organism: Lactuca virosa
Lineage: Eukaryota; Viridiplantae; Streptophyta; Magnoliopsida; Asterales; Asteraceae
Source: the annotation of a GenBank genome assembly